AUGAACAGAAGAGCAGGUUCGCCGCCUCAGGGCAACCCAGGCCAGCUGUCGAUCCUAUACCUAGGUAGCAUUCCCUUUGAGUGGUCCGAGGAUCAGCUCCAGGCAGUCGUGACCUCACAAGCCAACGUCCUAGACGUCAGACUCGGUUUCGACCAUAUUGGCAAAAAUAAAGGUUACGCAUUCGUAGAGUUCGAGUCUCCACAGGAGGCACAGAAGGCCGUGGCCACUCUCAGCCAGGCUAAGAUCAACGUACCUGACGGAAGACCAGCCAGACGUCUCCGGUUUGAGCUGUCUAAGGAAGGUUUCCGUACGGGAAACAACACCAACAAACAGCCGCUUCCAUACAUUCCGGCAAAUAUGCCACCAUACUUUGAGCUUCCAGGUGGAUUGCCGGCGCGUCCUGCUUCAGGGUUGCCUCCGGUGCCAGGAAUGCCUCAAAGACCAAAUGCUCAUCAGCCUUCUCCAGGGCCCCAAUUGCCUCCGGUUCCAGGCUCUAAUGGCCCCCAGUUUGCGAAUAUGGCCAACCAGAACGGAGCACAGCUUCCCGAUCAUCUACUCAGAGCUUCACAGACGCUUUCGACGCCCGCUCAGAUUCCUCUAGAGACUCCAGACAAGAUCAACGAGACGCUAAGUCUGAUUCCGCCAGCGCAGUUGAUCGAGCUUAUAGCCAACUUGAAGACCCUUCUUGCGGGCAACAAUUCGGCCAGAGCAGCGGAGGUUUUCAACCUUUCGCCCAAUUUGGCGGCCGCAGCUGCCCAGGCUCUUUUACUCAUGGGCUUCGUGGACGAAGAGGUGAUCCAGGAAUCGAUGAAAUCCGCUUCCAGCACUCCUCAGCCACAACAGCCUGCUCCCGCCUACAAUCAGCAACAACAAUACCAGCAGGGCUACGGUCAGCCGCCUCAAGGUUACAAUUUGGGAGGUUACAACCAGCCACUGGCUUCAUUGCCUCCUCCACCCCCAAGACCGCAGUCUCAGUAUCCACAACAGCAGCAGCAGCCUCCAACGAAGUGGGGCAAUCUUCCUCUCUCUACACAAAUGAAGCUUGGUGCUUUACCGCCAGAUCAGGCCGAUUUGGUCGCUCAGGUGUUGUCGCUUCCGCCUGACCAGAUCAGCUCUUUGCCUCCCGAGAAGCAGACAAUGGUUGCGGGCAUCAGACAGCAAUACAUGUAG
This is a messenger RNA of Candidozyma duobushaemuli, 1170 nucleotides long. Its product is annotated as cleavage polyadenylation factor subunit. Gene Ontology annotation, biological process: mRNA 3'-end processing. The transcript has a single exon. The coding region runs from base 1 to 1170 and encodes 389 amino acids. NCBI's taxonomy places the organism in Eukaryota, Fungi, Ascomycota, Pichiomycetes, Serinales, Metschnikowiaceae. Gene Ontology annotation, cellular component: mRNA cleavage and polyadenylation specificity factor complex. The record is from RefSeq and is a predicted model, not a curated record. Gene Ontology annotation, molecular function: mRNA binding.